GGGGACAAAGACUUCCACAGACAGAUACAGAUACAACUGGAGAGCCAACUACAGAUGCUCACAGGCUGCUGGGAAGAAGAGUCGGUCGGGCCUCAGUUGUGCGCCUCCAGUUCCCCAGAGCAAACCAAGUCGUUCCCGCCGGAAGAAAGUAAGGAAAGAAGAUCAAGAAAUGCGCAGCAGUGUGGUGAUUAGGCCACUGCUGGUGGUUCUGCUAUUGGGUCACCUGUCGUCUCCCGUUGAACCUGCUAACCUGCUGACCAGCUUUCUGCCGGCCUCCAUGCAGGCACUGGCCUAUUACAUAGACCUUCUCCAGUAUGAGCCACUUUCGAGCACAACGGUGGAGCCGCCUUUCAGUGCGGACGAUGGAGGAGAAUCCACCACAACCAGUGCACCCCCGCCAACAACGGCGAGGCCCACAAGAGCGAGGACUACUACCAGGCGACCGGGAUCUUCCUCCUCUGGCUGGUGGCAGCCACCGAGCUGGUGGGAGACUCCCCAAAGAACCACCACCACGGAGAAACCAAGUGCACCGCCCACUCCCCCGCAUCACCCCGCUAUUUUUGCACCGCCUUCCCAUUUAGAAGCCGCCAAAGUACUCGAGGGUCAUGACCUCUUCGGAGAGAUUGGCGAUGAUGCGGACUUUGACAAGCUGCCUCUAUCGUUGAUUCGCGACAUUCAAUCGGAAAACGAAGACUUCACCAACGAUGUUGAAUCGCUGGACAACUUUUUGCGGCUCUACGACGACAACUACGGACGGGCGGCAUUCGAUUUCGAGUCUGCGAUGGAUCGCUGGAGCAGUGCCUCCAUAGCGGGCAAGAAGAGAGUGCCACCCACCAAGCCCUACGUGGACUUUCUGCUGGUAUACGAUCUGCUGAAGCGAGACGCCAAGGCCAACAACCUCAGCAAGUACGAAGGAUACUCCGAGGACUUGCUCGAGCAGCUCCACGAACUGUCCCAAGCUUCGUCCGCCCGACAGCUACACACUCUCUUCCAGAGGAUGUUGCUGCGGGGUGAUAUCCAGCGAAGCGACGUAGUUUCCCGCGUCCAGGGCAUCAUCAAGGACCUGGGGAACCCGAACAGUCCCACCUCCAAGGCGUUGACUUACAUCCCCAGUAUGCAGUUUCUACCCUAAGAUCUUAGGAUAAGUCGCAAUAAAGUCGAGAAACGAGUGGACCUCAUAGUUCUGUGUGGAAUUUUUAAUGAUUUUACGGAUUGGGGCCAUCAA
Molecule: messenger RNA, 1225 nt
Organism: Drosophila bipectinata
Lineage: Eukaryota; Metazoa; Arthropoda; Insecta; Diptera; Drosophilidae
Gene: ImpE3
Product: Ecdysone-inducible gene E3
Source: RefSeq, a predicted model, not a curated record